UGUAUUAAAAAUAAUUAAGAUUGCAGGUAAAAAAGUGCAUUAUGGUAUUAUAAGGUCGCUUCUUUCGCAAUUUUUUUCCUCGCGCGCAUAUAUUGGCCCGAUUUGUACUACAGUACAAACACAUCAUCCGUCUGACGGAUUAUCCCUCUCAGUAGCAGUCUAACUAUUGUGCGAUCUACACUAGCCACGAUACCAGCUUGGUUUUGCUGCAAAUGUCUGCGAACUACAGGCAGCAACACGUUGGUUUUCCUUGGACCAUCCGUCUAUACAUCUGAUUGAUUGCCUGCGCAGGUCGUUCUCCAAUUAUCGUGUGCACAGGGGAUUCAGCAAUGACCUAUCUCUACCCCCAACAAAAUGAAAGAAUGUAUGGCAUCGACCCGCCAAGACUUGUUAUGUCAUGCAACGCUCUGAAUUCCAGCUGGCUAGAGACGUCGAGUCCUAGUUUCUUAGAGACAAAUUUUGAAAUGAGUAUCGGAGACGUGAAUAAGCGGUACUGUGAAUUUAUUUGUAGUAGCCGCGGUGAAGUACAAGUCCUGAAGUCCAAAGGUCGUUUCUUCAGUGUAUUGUUGAUUCUUAUAAAUAUCGACAUAUUUACAUUAAAACAUUUAGGCAUGUACAUCGAGGGUCAUAGUUGGGCUCCUGUUUAGUUUUCUCUCGCCAUUUUAUUGUUUAUAUCUUACUAUUUUUCCUUGAAGGUCCUUGAAGUACCGGUGCCCCACCACUUUAUACGCCCAUCUCUACGCCCCUUUGGUAAAUACAAUCUCGUGAUCAACCUCAUGUUUUUGCAGCCUUGUCAAUAUGGCGCACACUCCUUUUCUUUUGUAAGAAUCUUGUUUAGAUAAUUAGAUUAGUACGAUAUAUUGAGGAUGAAAUGAGAAAGAAACUGCUUUACAGACAACAAAAUAUGCAGUCUCCUGGAGAUCUUGUUCCUCUACUCGUGCUACACUACAUGUGAUAACAAGAACUGAAAUACUAUACUCUGUAAUCUGAGAAUGCAUAUUAGAAUUUGAGAAUUUCAUAUAUUAACCAAACAGUAAUAUUUGACAGUCUUUUGCGGUGUUUAAUUAAUACAUUGCUUAAAUUUCUCUGCUUUAUACCAUGUA
Paramuricea clavata is the source of this 1103-nucleotide messenger RNA. The record is from the annotation of a GenBank genome assembly. Lineage: Eukaryota; Metazoa; Cnidaria; Anthozoa; Malacalcyonacea; Plexauridae.